Molecule: messenger RNA, 1521 nt
Organism: Penicillium longicatenatum
Lineage: Eukaryota; Fungi; Ascomycota; Eurotiomycetes; Eurotiales; Aspergillaceae
Product: amidase
Exons: 2
Coding region: 1-1521 (506 amino acids)
Source: RefSeq, a predicted model, not a curated record
AUGAAUGCACAACAGCAUCCCAACGUCCUGGAACUCACUAUACCAGCCUUUCAUGCCUUACUCCAUCAAGGCAGAACCAGCUGUAGUGAGGUAGUACGCACUUAUCUCGCCCGAAUCACCCAGCACGAUCAGACACUCAAAACACUCAUAACAAUCAGCCCCAACGCCCUAACCACAGCAAUCCAAAAAGACACGGAAAUAAAAUAUUAUCUUCGAAAAGGGAUUCCCCUGAAGCCUCUCCAUGGAGUCCCAAUAAUCCUGAAGGACAAUUAUACAACCUCAACCUUACCCACAAGCGCAGGGACCAAGGCCCUACACUCCCUCCGCAGCAAAGAUAGCGAAGUAGUGACGCACCUACUCAACGCCGGAGCUAUAGUCCUCGCAAAAGCAAACCUACAUGAGUUCGCUCUACACGGAACAACAACCUCGUCUCUCGGUGGACAGACACUUAAUCCAUAUGACCUAUCCCGUACUCCGGGUGGCUCCUCCGGCGGCACAGCUGCAGCCUUAGCAGCGAACCUGGGACUUGUGGGGUGUGGGACCGAUACUAUGAACUCACUGCGGUCACCGGCGUCAGCCUGUUCGAUUGUGGGGUUUCGGCCAUCCAUAGGGAGUGUCUCUUGUGUGGGAAUUGUGCCUGUUUCCGAGACACAAGAUAUGGCUGGUCCAAUGGGAAGGACUGUGGAUGACGUUAGGAUCCUAUAUGAGGCAAUGAAAGGGCCAAUUAAUCGAUUGAUGGAUUCUUGUUCUUAUUCUGGGUCUGUUUGUCAUGAGAAGCAGAAACAGCGCGCACCACGAAUUGGGGUUUUGAAUGCGUAUUUUGAACUCGAGGACCCUAUUGCUUGUUCUGAACAGGAUAUUGCCGAAAAUCGUUUGGUCCAAAGUGUUGUCCAUCAUGCGCUAGACACGAUUCAAGGCGAGUUGGACAUAAUGCUGAUCUCCGUGGACUCAGAUCCAGACUGGACUCUGGCGAACCUGCUUGCCAAUGCGGAUACCCAACCUUUUGAAUUCAAGGAUUGUCUCAAUGCCUUUCUUCAGUCUUCGUAUGUAACAUCAACGCCAUGUCGCUCGCUUCAAGAUAUAGCGCAGAGUGGCAAUUAUGACAAAGAAGCUGUGACGGACGUCUUCUAUGCUCCUCUGCGAGAUCCUGAGGUAUACUCGCGCACGAGCAAGGAGUACCGGUCUCGUCUCGAUGCUAUUGCGGCUCUGAAGGAGUCAGUACGAUGGUGUUUUGACAAGUAUGAGCUAGAUGCAUUGGUAUAUCCGCAUCAGCGACAGCUGGUUGUCAACGUUGGGGAAACGAGACAGCCGAAUCGCAAUGGGGUGCUAGCAGCUGUGACUGGGAACCCUGCAAUUUGCAUUCCAGCCGGCUUUGGUCCAGCUACUACAUCGGCACCUCGAGGAGUUCCUAUUGGAAUAGAGUUGAUGGGUCCACACGGAAACGACGAUGACUUGUUAAACAUUGCAUCACAGUUGGAGCAAGUCCUUCAGGCAAGAAAGACACCACUUUUGACUGAAUGA